Molecule: messenger RNA, 2130 nt
Organism: Photinus pyralis (common eastern firefly)
Lineage: Eukaryota; Metazoa; Arthropoda; Insecta; Coleoptera; Lampyridae
Exons: 5
Coding region: 45-1916 (623 amino acids)
Source: RefSeq, a predicted model, not a curated record
UUGGUGAUGGCGAAUAUCUUAAGAACGAUGUGUCGGAGGAGCGUAUGCACAAAGAGAAAAUCAAACAUCUCGGCCAGACACAUCUAUUGCCCACAAUGAAAAACGUAAGUUCAGAAGUCAUUCAUAAGGACGUGGUGAUCAUCGGAAAUGGGCCAAGCGGGCUGGCACUUUCGUACAUGCUAUCAGGAAACAUACCCUAUUUAAUUUCAACGUCUCAUCCAGAUGACUUGUUGUCUGCGCGCCUUGGCACGAUCAACAGUAACAGCUUAGUACACCAGGAUCUACUUGAAUUGGCUAACGGCCUAGAAGGAAGGUCGACCAACCCAAUUUCGCUGCUAUUAGACUCACUUGCACAACCUUACGCCGAUAUGGGACUAGAAUUAACACCAUUAAUCGAAUGGAGAAAAGAGGGAAUGGAGAUUGACCACGUGGUGUUGGGGAAGGGACCUCCUGGUGGUUCCUGGCACGAUAUGGACCCGAACAUUUUAACCUUAUCCCUUGGCACUUGGAUGGCACUACCCGGUUUACCAUAUCGCGCACGAGACGGCUCGGAAAAGCGCGCCUCGGCCGGAAAUGUCGCUAAAUACUACUCGCAAUACGUUAAAGAAAUGCAACUGGAGAAGUACUUCAAAACGGGCAUAUGCGUCACUCGAAUUAGGCAGCUAGACGAACCGUCAGUCACUUGCGGCCCGGAACCGAGCAAAAUCAAGAAAAUGGAAUCCGAUGGCGAACCUCGAAGGCCGAAGAUCUGUUCUCUAUCCAACGCUCUUAAUUUCAUCCGUUUGCGCGCGAAUAGGAAAUGUAAACGACGAAGAGAUGCCUUAGUGAAAAAUGAGCAAAGUCCCGAUAGAAAAAUACGCGAGGUUGUACUAAAAGCUCCUAAUCAAAUCAAUUGGCGGUGCCAAGAAGCUUUAGAAACUGUUCCUUUUUCUUACUCUUCUCCUGUAAAUAGAUCUGUAAACGUUUCCUGUGAUUUUGAUAGUUUUCAAUCUCCAUGUGAUAGUUUUUGUGGUAAAUUUUUUAACGAACACGGUAGCUUUUUUAAUCAAGUUAAAAGUUCGUGUCAUUCCUCAACGGUGCCUCACUUCUUAAAUAAUUGUGAUAACGAUUCUGACAGACUGAAAGAAAACUGUGAUCCUGCCACAUUUCGCGGCUCUAAUCCGAAAUGGUUAGUGGAAACUUAUGACGCAAUCACUGGCGGCUACGUUACCUACACGUGCAACUACUUAGUUUUGGCUAAUGGCACCAGCGACUUACCCAACAGAUUAUCAUUGCCGGAAAAUCAAAGAAGUCCCCAUUGGAUGGUACACGAUGUACGCAGUUUGGAACUGAAUUUGGACCGACACGCGGCUACUAAUUCAAAUCCUGAACCUGUAUUGGUGAUCGGUGCAGGUCUGAGUGCGGCCGACGCCAUCAUCGCCACAAGAUGUCGAGAUAUUCCGGUUUUACAUCUAUUUAGGCAUAAGAAUGGGGAUCUUGGGAAAAAACUCCCUGAAAACAUGUACCCGGAGUAUCAUAAGGUUCAUCAAAUGAUGCAGGAUGGAGGUUCAACCUACCCUCUCUACACUGCGCUACCGGAAUGUACACUAACAGACAUAGAUAGUGAGAAAAGGAUAGUAUCAAUCAAAACGAAAUCUGGAGAAAAGUUAACCUUCAACGUAUCAUUCGCGGCAGUUCUAAUCGGCGCUCAUUCAGAUCUUAGUUUUGUACCAGACAACUUCAAUUUAGGAGUCAACAAGAAUCUACCAAUUGACAAUAAAGCAAACAACAUUGACAUAAAUAAGUUAAAUUAUUCCGUUACAGGUAUUAAUAAUUUAUAUGCGAUGGGUCCACUAGCUGGUGAUAACUUUGUCAGAUUUAUUCCUGGCGGUGCAUUAGCUAUAGUAUCUGAUUUGUAUAAAAAAUAUGGGUAUUAAACAAUUCAUUCCAGUUGUUAUUGCUUGGAUUGUGACUUUUCUGUAAAUAUUUCUUAUAGGUAUCCUGUCCAUUAGUUGUUAAUUGUGAUCAUACUUUACACAGUUUAGACUAGUUAUUUAUUCAAAAAGUAGAAAGUUUAAAAGAAGUAUCUACUCUGUAAUUGUAUUUGAAAUUUAUUUGUGAAACACGUUAAUAGCAUCGUAUUAUUUUAAA